Messenger RNA from Blastomyces gilchristii SLH14081, 2216 nucleotides. RefSeq lists its product as uncharacterized. NCBI's taxonomy places the organism in Eukaryota, Fungi, Ascomycota, Eurotiomycetes, Onygenales, Ajellomycetaceae. The record is from RefSeq and is a predicted model, not a curated record. The coding region runs from base 1 to 555 and encodes 184 amino acids. The transcript is spliced from 3 exons.
AUGUCCAGCGGGAAUCCACCAGAUCCAACCGGGGGGAACCCAAGUCCUUCUCUUCCCGACUCUCCUUCUAAUGAGCCAACUCAACCGCCAUCAGAGCCGACACAGCCGCCACCGCCCACUACACCGUCACCCCCAUCUCCAACCGUACCGCCCCCGAACCCCCGGCCCCCGCCCCCAGAACCUUCACAGCCUCAGCCUCCACGGCCCACCACAUCAAGACUCGACCCUGUUGCUGCGGGGAGGCUAGGCCACAAUGCCAACUCUCAUGAUAUUGUCCAUCGCGGGCCAUCAAAUGCUUCAUCCGCUUAUUCCAAUGCAAACCGUUCGGACAUAUCGGACGAUAUUCCCGUGCCCGGUGUCGCACCCGGUACGGCGCAAUAUUAUGAUGACCCGUACUACACCGACGGAGCCGGGCAACCUGGAGGUCCUUUCGUGGACAACCCUUAUGGCGCACCACCUGUGAUCCGCGACGUACAAGCGAGACGGAAUACGCGAAUCGAAAAUCCAUCUGUAUUUCCGCAACAAGGGAAUGCGGGAAUAGCGCAGAACUUUUAGGGGCUUCUCGGUUCCUGCCUUUCGACUGUCUUUCCUUGCGUUUAGCCGUGUUUUUCUUCUUUCUUUAUUUUUACAUUGUAGUCCAUUCUGCUAGUCCCUCCCCGUUUGAUUUUGCUUUUUCUAUUUACCAUCCUACUUGGAACACAUUAUCCACCUGGUCUGGAGAGUAGAUCAUUUCCGCCGCCACUUACUUUUUUCCCUUACCUUCCUUUCCCGGUCCGUCUCUGGCCUAGGUCAAUAUGAACGAACGCCUUCCCCCAUUCUAAUUAGGUCUGGGGCUUUUACCUUUUCUUCAGCGAAAAAGCCUCGAAAGUAGCCGCAUGAUUGCAAAACUAAGUCGAAACGAAUACCCAACUUCCCCGCCUCAGAGGAACAAAAAAACCAAAAAAAAAAAAAAAAGGCCAAUUAAUAGGCACCUCUUUGCAUGACAUACCGAUAUCCAUCCUUAAUCGAUUGAUACCGCUUCUAAACCUCUUCAAAAGCAAGUAUACCAAACCCAUAGUACCUGGACCCUCCUUUUCCUCUCGCGUAUCUCGUUUACCUUUUUGCUACAUAUCCUUCUCAUCUACAGAAUUUUAUAUAUAUAUUUUUCCCCCAAUUAUCUAUCUCCCUUCUUUUGUUCGGCCUGGCUGCUCCUAAUUUCUUUUUAAAUAUAACUGUACCUAUCUAUAUCCAACACACAAUUUAUUACUUCCAACCCCUUUUAUUUCCUUUUGCCCUCAUACGCCGUCAUCACCAUCACAAUCGGAACCGUUCUACUAUGCCUCAUUUCAAUCUUCUCUUCCAAAAGUCAUCCACCGCAUUUCCCCUCUCAUGUUUUAACAUGUAUCACCUCGUCUCGUCCCAUCUUAAUACCUGGCCCCGUCUUUGCUUUGUGUUUGCCUCUCCAUUGAUUUUUUUUUUUUUUUUUUUUUUUUGUAUCUACGAGUAUAUUCCCAUUAUUUAAAUAGUAAUGAUUUGAUUCGGUUUUUACACUCAUCUCUAUAUGUAUUCAAAAUACCGCACCGGGCACUCCCGUUCCCCCAAGUCUCUUGUAUAAUUCUCAUCAAUCGCAUAUAUGUUUGUUUAUAGUAUCUGUCUGGUAUAAUAUAUCGUAAUAGUUCCAAUAUCAGUCCAUGAUAGCAUAGCGUCGUACGAAAGAAAACAUCACCCCCGGGACCGCGAGCACGUUCGAUACAAUUUCACUACCCGUCAUGAUUAAACGAGGUUUGAUUCCCGAUGAAAGAAUGGAGCCCGACGCGGCUUUUUGAAAACAAUUGACUUUUUUCUUUUUCUUCCCCUCUAACCCUAGGAUGAAAACUAGCCAGGUGCGUGUGUAAGUAACUCUACAGUUUUGCAUGUGUUGGUUAGUUAAUCAUAAAAAGUGAGAUAGAUGAUGUAAAUAAUCUGUCUGCUGAGCUGGGUUUGCGUUUGUGUUCAGUUUCUUACACCCAUUCAUUCCCUGUCAAUGUUAAUGUAAAAGAGAAAAAGAAACAUAUCAUAAGUUACCUAGAUAGUAGACAGUCAGAGGAGUGAAAAUCAUUCAGUGUAACUAUGUAUAUCAGUAUGCACAUCCUUGUUCGUUAUUUCAAGAAUGACCUGUGUAGUUACAUAAUGUCUGCUAAGAUCCCAUGAAGAGACCACUUUAUGUAAAUAAUAAUGAAUGUAUCAACCCCUGAUGU